This is a messenger RNA of Scylla paramamosain (green mud crab), 7370 nucleotides long. Its product is annotated as mitogen-activated protein kinase kinase kinase 1-like. Gene Ontology annotation, biological process: protein phosphorylation. The coding region runs from base 1 to 4536 and encodes 1511 amino acids. Gene Ontology annotation, molecular function: zinc ion binding; protein kinase activity; ATP binding. The record is from RefSeq and is a predicted model, not a curated record. The transcript is spliced from 16 exons. Lineage: Eukaryota; Metazoa; Arthropoda; Malacostraca; Decapoda; Portunidae.
AUGGGCACCUGCCGCCCUGCAAGCACUCCUUUGGCGGCAGGGCUUGCUGGAACACUGCCCUUCCAUGCCAAUGAUGCCAUGACAGGAGUGAGAGCCAAGACCGGCGGUGUAGCGGAGACCAGUGCCUACAGUGCCAGGCGAGGAGAUGCGGUGCAUGUAGCCAGUCCACGCGACCCCGCCACCACCACCACCACCAACCCGGCGGCGGCGGCAGCACCAGGCAGCGGCGGCGGCGGCGGCAACAGGCCCAGCGGCACCGCGCCCUGCACCUCCUCGCCCCCCACCAGUGCCAAAAGUGUCGGUGGAGUGAGUGCCAGUGAAUACACAUGGGGGCCGGGAGGGGGCGACGGGGGGCGAGGGGGACAUGGCCUGGGCGCCUCCCCCGCCACCAGCAGGAGGGGCGAGGGUGGCAGGCAGAGCAGGAUGGACGCCACCUCCUUCAGGCUGAGGGUCAGGAAGGGCGGCGGCGAGGGCGUCACCAAGAAGGGCCCUAUGGUGGCGAAGCAUCCCUCCACCUCCCCCUCCUCCUCUUCCACCACCUCCUCCCCCACCACCACAACCACCACCACUACUACCAGUCCGUCCUCCACCUCCGCCGCCGCCACCACCACCGCCACCACCACUGCCUUCUCCACUUCUACAACCAUUGGCGGAAAAGAAGUGAGGUCACCAGUGGGCCCAGGACCGCCCGGACUGGGCAGUCACCGGCGGCGGCCAGGCUCCCCCGACCCCCGAGCACACGCCAGGACCCGUGCCGCCCACCGGGACUCCCCCAGGACCUCCCCAAAGACCUCCCCGCGCUCCUCUCCGAAGUCCUCCCCAGUGAGGCAGGUGCACCGAGAGCGGUCGGUCAGCCCGCGACGGUAUGUGCCGCGGGGCGGGGGCGUGGGCGGGCGUGGCCCCGGCACGCGGGUCACGCCCUCGCCGCCCAACAAGCGCGCCACGCCGCCCACCUCCCCAAGGCGCGGCGCGGCCCCUUCCCCCGGGGCGCGGCGCCCCGCAUCCCCCACCAGCAGCAGCCAGCGGCCUCCAUCCCCGGGAUCGCGCCGGCCUCCCUCGCCGCGGGGCACGUCUCCUCGUGGGCGCGGCACGUCGCCGGGGUCCCGCGGCCCGCCCAUCAGUGAGGAGGCGCUACGGGCCAGGGUGCGGCGCGCCCUCAACGCGCGGCUGUACCUGCUGCACCAGCCCGGCCCCAACUCCUUCACGGUGGGCGGCGACUCCCCCACACACAAGUACAAAGUCAUCAUUGGACCCCAGACCUGCUCCUGUGGCCACGGUCCCUACUGUGUCCACGUGAUGUUUGUGAUGGUGCGUGUGCUGCAGGUAGGCGAGGCGAACCCUGUGCUGCUGGCUGGCACUCUCAAGGACUAUGAGAUCGAGCAACUGAUGGGAGCCUACCAGGAGCGAAGGAAGAAAGCUGCGAUGUCACGAGAGAGACGACAGGGAGGGGGCAGUGGGGGUGUUGGAGGGGGUGUAGCAGGGGGCAGUAGUGGGGGGCGGCACAGUCCUUCCAACACCCCCACUGGAACCCCCUCCCCCCACUCCGAUUCUUCUGCUGGGGAGGAAGAGUCACAGUGCCCUAUCUGCCUGAUGUGCAUGGUGGAGGGGGAGAGCCUGGUGGCAUGUGAGGCGGGAUGCAGGAACCAGCUUCACCACCACUGCAUGGCCGUCUGGGCUGCUGACCGCCAUGCACAGGGCCAGCCUCUCCUGUGUCCCCUGUGCCGCGCCCCCUGGCCCCUCAAGCACCACCCACGCCUGGCCCCUGCCCCACCCACAGCCAUGCGCCCUCCCCCCACUACCUCAGCCCCUGCCGCCCCCACGCAGGACUUUGCCUCCGUCAUGAGCGCCAGUUUCUCCGGAGUGUUGAGCAGCAGCAGCCGCCACAGCCCAGCAGGCAGCCCCUCCAUCAUGUCCCGCUCCCUGUCCUCCGCCUACCCUUCCACCACCAUCACCACCCCCACCCCCUACCAUCCCACCCCACACUCCCCCUUCGUUGACUCAGCCUACUCUUCUCCUGGUGGGGGCAUGGCUUACCCACCCACUGUCAGAGGGGAGGUGUCAGCGGCGGCGGUGGUGAGUGCCUCACAGGAAGCCGUGCCGCUGCCACGCAGUGAGCCCAUCCCAGAGGAGCACGAAUCCACAGCAGCCAACUGGGUGCACGUGUUCGGCAAGGAGCUGGUGGCCUGCCUCUUCUCCCGGGACUGGGUCGUCAGGGAGACCGGACUGCGCAGGCUGGCACAUGAGGUGGUGAAAGUGCUGCACUGGGAUCGGCUGGUGACGGGGGAGGAGAAGCGGCAGCUGGUGAUCCACUGCUGUGCCAACAUCCUGGCCCAGGUGGCCAACGACCCGGUUUACAAGGUGUACCUGGCCUGCCUGGCCUGCCUGCGAGUACUGCUGGCCCACCUCAGCCCCUGCCCUGGCAGCCAGGUGGCAGCGUUGCAGGAGCUGCUGCGGCCACUGGUGCACACGUUGCUGCUCAAGUGUGCCGACGGCAACCGCCGCACCUCCCAGAUCAGCGUGGACUCCAUCCUAGAGCUGUCCCGCGGCCAGGAGGGAGAGCUGGCCCUGGCCACCCAGACAGCUUGCCCCACGCCGGGUCUGGGUGGCAUCUCCUUCGUGCUCUCCUGCAUCCUGGACGACACGCCGCCGUCCGAGGCGCCGUGGCAGUGGCUGCUGGGCCGCCUGUGUGUGCUGGACCGCCUGCUGGACAAGUUCCCCUCUGAGUUCCAGCUGCAGUACAUGCCACUGCAGGCUGGUGUGGAGAGUGGCUACAAGCUGGAGCACUACGACCGCCUGGUGACAGUGGUGGAGUUUGCCUUCAAGGCGCUGGGCAGCAGCCACGCCACCGUCAGCAAGCUGGCGCGCCGUGUCUACAUCUGCGGCGCACGCUUCGCUGCGGCAGAGCCAGCCGUGUUCUAUCAGGUGUGUGACAUGCUCACCAAGCUGGACGUGUUGCUGCAGACAAGGCUCAAGCGGCGCUUGCAGUCCAUGCAGGGUCAGCACGGCGACCGCAAGCUGUCCGCGGCACGCCUGGAGGGCAAACUGAGCCUGGGCACUUGGGACCUAGCAGACGGCUCUGGGCCACGCCUGGUGCGUUCCGUGUCCCACUCCCCCUCCAGGAUGCUCUCUGCUCUGCGCUCCUCCUCCCAGUCCCCAGCGCGCCAGCCGCUGCUUUCCGCCUCAGCCAAGAAGGAGGCUGCUAAGGUGCCACCUGGCCCAACCUCCUCCCCCCCACGGCCCACACACCUGCCCCUCGACUGCUUUGAGGUCAACUUCAAGAAGAAGCAGGCCAAGCUGCGGCUGUGCCAGAAGAUGAAAAAACAUGAUGUCCCCUUCAUGGUACACAAUGUGCUGGUGUCCCCCAUGCAGCAGCAGCAGCACCAACGCUUGAGCUCUGCCAAGGCGGCCGGCGUGCUGCACAAGAGUGGCCUCUCCCAGAGCCAGGGUGAUGCUCUGGAUGUGUCCCCACAAACACCCAUUGCCUCUGUGGUGCCGCCAAAAUUCUCUUUCAAGGACGUGGUGAGCACCCCCACCACUCCGAAGGGCUGGUGGGGCUGCACCCCCAUCAGGGAGGCGCAGGCCAGCCAGUCCUCCUGGGCACCCUACGAGACACCCCUGCCAGUCAUCCCAGGCCUGGAGCUGCUGCCGCCCCACCUCGACGAGUCACUACACCCUCAGGAACAGAAUGUGGAGGGUGGACAGUACGAGGAGGGGCGGGACUGGAUACUGGGGCCAAAGCUGGGCACAGGGGCAUUCUCCUCCUGCUACCAGGCAAGGGACGUGCGCACAGGCACCCUCAUGGCCGUCAAGCAGGUGUCCUUCAGCCGCAACGAUGAGGAGGAGCAGGAGCGAGUGGAGGCUUCUAUAGAGCAGGAGAUCCUCAUCAUGUCCCGCCUGCGUCACUGCAACAUUGUGAGGCUGCUGGGGGCGUCACGACACUCCACCUCCUUCUCCGUCUUCACUGAGUGGAUGGCUGGAGGGUCUGUGGCCAUGAUGCUGGACAAGUAUGGCAUCUUCUCAGAGGAGGUGAUUCUCAAGUACACUCGGCAAGUGCUGGAAGGCCUGGCGUACCUUCACGAUAACAAGAUACUGCACCGAGACCUCAAGGGUGCAAAUCUUUUGGUAGACAGCACAGGCCAGUGGCUGAGGAUUGGUGACUUUGGGACAGCUGCCCGCAUGGCCAGCAAGUCCACAGUGACAGGAGAGUUCCAGGGGCAACUGCGGGGCACCAUCGCCUUCAUGGCUCCGGAGGUGCUGCGUGGGGAGGACUACGGCCGCUCCUGUGACAUGUGGAGUGUUGGCUGCUGCGUCAUUGAGAUGGCCACCACCAAGCCACCCUGGGAGGCCGACUAUGUCUCCAAUGAGCUCAAGCUCAUGUACAAGAUUGCCAGCAGCAACGGGCCACCUCCUGUGCCAGAGACGCUGUCGGCGGUCACCCGGGACCUGGCACUGCGGUGCCUGGAGAUCAAGAGUGAGAACAGACCACCAGCCAAGGAGCUGAUCCACCACCAGUGCUUCAAGACACAGCCGCCCUGACCCCCAGCCUCCCCUCACACCAAACACUUCCCUUCAGGAACAUUCACAAAUAACUGAACUAAAGUUAAAUCUGCCAUAAAUUGUCUUUAUUGGCAUUUUCAAAAUUUUAAGUGGUUUAAUCUCUGCGACAAAUGGUUAAUUUCUGAAGUUGUGACUAGAUGGUCAGAGUGGGCGUGAAAGAAGCACCAGCCAGUGUGGCAGCCACUCCCCUUCACGGGAACAUCGCAGCAAAAGUGCCUCCAGCUGUCAUUGGCAGAUUCAUUAAAUUAUUUCAUAUUGUAAUGCUUGAGGAACCAAUGCUGUUUUCUACAUUUUUACCUCCUGUCUUAAAAGCCAAUAGUACAAAUCUUGACUAGGUUACUACCAGCAUCUUGGAUUUUCUUUAUUUAUCGAGGAAGUUCCUCUCAAGUUUAGGUGUUCAGGCGUGAGCUGGCAUUGCAGGUAUAGUGUUUGGGUAGGGAUGCCCAGCUCCCAGUGUGUAGCAAGGCUGUGCACGUCGGCGUGGGUGACAGGCAGCCACCUUCAGGGACACACAACACUCACAACUUAACCAUUUUGGUGGAGAGUGCCUCACAACAUCUGAGGCUGACUAGCUUUAGUGUGAGGGGGAGGUCCUGCCACGCACUACCACCACCACCACCACCACCACUGCCGGCCUCCUCAGGUGUGGUGUGAGGACUGUACAUACGCCUCACAGCACACUUGGUGGCCAGAAUGUAGCCAGUGGUGAUGUGUUGGGUGUGGGCAUGCAAAUGUUGCUGUGCUUGGGUGACAUCACCUGUUCCACCAGCAUGACCACCCUGGACCUCACAAACUCCUUAUUGUCUCCACCUCUCGUGUCCCUGGCAGGAGCAGCACCCCUGCAGGUCUGUGUUGCCCUGGGGUGCAGGGGGUGCAGCAGGGCAGGGUGUGCUGCUCUGGUCAGGGCUGCUGGGACCUGUUAUCUGAUGUCUGUUGUUGUACCAGAAAUUCCAUUGCAUUUGUAAUGCUCUACAAAGGGACUACAGAUCUCAGUGUAAUUUAGGGGACCAACCUGUUCUUUACUAUUUAUGUAUUUUAUUUAAAUUAUUUGUAUUGUGUUAUUUCUUCACUUGUUCCUUGUAUAAAUUGCUCUGUCCCCAGCUUCUGUCCACAUUAUACUUCCUGUGUUCAUAGGAGCCCUGUUCCUCCUCACCCGACGAGAGGAUGUUGAUGUGUGUCCUCGCCCUGCGGGGACACUGGCACCCGUCUGAGCCAACCCCUGCCAGGGAACAUUGGCUGCAAGGGGCCUGGGGACCUCUGCUGCCCUGCCAACUCACAGGAGUUCUGCAGUGAUGAGCACCAAGUUCAAAAAUUCAUUGUUUUUUUUUUUUUUUUUUUUUUUUUUUUUUUUUUUUUUUUUUUUUUUUUUUUUUUUUUAGCCAAAUUUCCCUGUUUGAUAGGGAAAACAAAACCUAGAGACUUUUAUUUAUUUAUUUAUACUUUAUCUCUCCUGGUGAGCCAGUGAACAUUUGCAUAACUCUGACCCUGUUCUUGUAGUCUUAAGAGUUGAAUGAGACUGUCACCAGGACUGCCCAGCCUGGGUAACCUCUGCCCUGAGGGUUGCAGGCCACAGGCAGAAUCACACCUUCCAGGAAAAAAAUAUCAGCAAAAAAUCAUGUAAAAAAAAAGUGGAAUUGUUGCUCCAAUCUGUGCAGUGUUUUGGUGACAGUCCUCUUUGACAUUUUGAAUGUAGGGAGAAAAAAAAAAGAUUAAGUACUUAGUAUCAGCCGGGACUGAAACAAACCUAUUUUGAGGAGAGUUCUUCACUAAUACAACUAUAGAGAACUUGUUUACUGAUUGUUAGGUCAAGAACCAACCCACAGAAGAAGUGCCGAACAAUACACGAUGAACAAAAUUUAAUGGGGAAAAGAUUCUCAGUAUGGGAAGGGAAACUUGUGAGGAGUGGGGCCCUGUGUGUGUGUGUGUGUGUGUGUGUGCGUGCAUGCGUGCGUGCGCAUGCUCGCGUGUGCACGCCUUCUUGUAAUAUCCUCUCCAUAUCUAUAUUUAUCCAGUCUUUCCUUUCAGUAAUCAUUUUUAAGUGUUAAAUAUAUUCCUUUGCAAAAUCACUAUUUCUUGGCAUUAUUUGUACAUCUAGUCUUAGUCUUCCACAGUUAAUUCUUGUUCCCUUAAAUUUUGUGUCUGUUUCAGUUCAAAUGUGAGAGAAAGAUUUCUGUUGUUUGGUUUUGGAUAUGAAGUGUGAUGCAAGUAAAGAUGUUAGUCACUGUUAGUGUGAAAUGAAUGCAAUUAGUGUACAGGGUCCCACUCUAACUCACUUAUCCAAGUGGCCAAUAUAAAUGAGAUUUGGAAUUCAACAAAAUAAGUGUUGGGGAGGGAGUGAGGGCUGGUAGUGGCAGAGGUGGUGGUGGUGAUGGUGGUGACUACUGCUGUGCCUUAAGUCUUCCUUCACCCACACAACUCUCCCUCUAGUGCCUUGGUGACACAUUAUGAGUACAACUGUAGAGGUGAUGCUUAUACUUCCCCCUCAGUGAGGGAGGAAGUGUGGGUAUGGCCUAUACCCAAUGACUGCCUCACUACCACCACUGCCUUGCCUGCCCACAGUAUCAUGCCUGCUGCCUGCCUCUUCCCCACCACGUCCCCCACCAGCGUUCUUCGUGGUGCCAAACUGUACAGAGCACAUUCUUAGUUUAAGCUAUUUUUCUACAGUUCACUGUUUGCAUUUCUCUGAUGAAGUCCUCUUUUUUAUUUAUUUUUUAUUCAUGUCUGGGACCAAGUUUCUAAGAGAACUUUUUAAUGUUUGAUAAUUUUUUUGUAGUUGACUUUUUGGUAGAUUAAAAUAAAAUUGGAAAAUUUUA